This is a messenger RNA of Humulus lupulus (European hop), 633 nucleotides long. RefSeq lists its product as uncharacterized. The record is from RefSeq and is a predicted model, not a curated record. Lineage: Eukaryota; Viridiplantae; Streptophyta; Magnoliopsida; Rosales; Cannabaceae. The transcript has 2 exons. The coding region runs from base 1 to 633 and encodes 210 amino acids.
AUGGAUGCAUGGACUUGUCUUCAUGAUCUAUUCCAAGACAAUGAACAUUCCAGAGCCGUGACCCUUGAACAUGAAUUCUCCUCUACUCAUAUGCGUGAUUUUCCUAAUGUCUCGGCAUACUGUCAACGACUUAAAAUAUUAGCCGAUCAACUUAAAAAUGUUGGAACUCCGGUCAGCAAUAGCCGCUUGGUGUUACAGUUGGUCGCAGGUUUAACGGAUGCCUAUAGCGGUGUUGGGAUGUUGAUUCGUCGAAGUAAGCCACUUCCCCCCUUUUACCAGGCUCGCUCCAUGCUCACUCUCGAGGAAGCCGACUUUGCCAAGAAGGUGGCUAACGAAAUUGAUUCUGCCAUGUUCUCCAGUGCCUCCGAUGAUGCUACUUCUUAUCCCGACACAAAGCCACAAAAUCAUGGUGAUGGCAACAAACACAACACCAAAAACAAGAACCGCAACAACAACGGACAUAAGGUCAAAUAUGAUGGUUCUUUUGAGAGGCACAAAGCCCGUCUUGUAGGUGAUGGUGCAGGUCAACAGGUUGGCAUUGAUUGUGGUGACACAUUUAGCCCAGUUGUGAAACCAGUUACCAUUAGAUCCAUGCUUAGUCUAUCUCUCUCCAAAGCUUGGCCCAUUCAUUAG